AUGGCUCAUAAGUGUCAUUUGUGUCUUCUGGAACUGAUCAUUCUCUCUUCACUUCUCACGGGUACCAGUGGAGUGACUGAGACUCAUGUGUUCAUCAGUUCUGGUCAAAAUGUCAGUUUGCCCUGUAAUAAUGCUCUUCAUGACUGCACAUCAACUACAUGGAACUAUAACAGUCAUUCAGCAGCAGUUGAACUGAUCGCUGGAGGGAUAAUUAUGAAACAAAUCGAGAGUCAUGAGAGACUGAGUCUGGGGUCUGACUGCUCUCUGAACAUCAACAACAUCUCAAAAGAAGAUUAUGGAUCUUACAGCUGCAGACAAUAUGUGAAUGGACAACAAGGAACUGAUGCUCGUGUUUUUCUGCAUGUUCUUCAUGGUAAUUUUAAAAUCAUGUGGUCAUUUUAAAAGGGCAAAUUCUUGGUUUAAACUCCCAUGAUUUUUUGUGUUUUAGUCUCUUCAACAACCUCAUCCUCAUCCUCACAGACUGAGAUCAGUGCAGGUCUCUCUGUGACUCUCUUCUGUCAGCUGUAUUCAUAUCCUCGAGUCUCUUGUGAUGAUUGGAUCCGUUCUGAGAGAAUUCAGCUGUUCUUGGUGAAUCAGGCUGGUGUUAAUCUGACGAGAUCAGACUCCAGAUAUCAGAUAUCAUCCUCAUCAGAUCACUGUAUCAUCACUCUGAGUAUAACACUCCUGAAUGAAGAUCACAACAGAGAGUGGAGAUGUGAAGUUACUCAGAGAGAUCAAGUCAAGGCCUCAGUCACAUACACUGUCAAGAGUUCAGGUCAAGCUAAUUCAGUGACAGCAGUGAUUCCAGUCCACAUCACAAACUCUCAGUAUCCCUCAACGACCACCACACAUGUAACUAAAGGUACAUCAUCACUGUCUUUCUCACAUUAG
Messenger RNA from Cyprinus carpio (common carp), 891 nucleotides. RefSeq lists its product as uncharacterized. NCBI's taxonomy places the organism in Eukaryota, Metazoa, Chordata, Actinopteri, Cypriniformes, Cyprinidae. Gene Ontology annotation, molecular function: MHC class II protein binding; protein tyrosine kinase binding. Gene Ontology annotation, biological process: positive regulation of ERK1 and ERK2 cascade; interleukin-15-mediated signaling pathway; T cell activation. Gene Ontology annotation, cellular component: external side of plasma membrane; membrane raft. The record is from RefSeq and is a predicted model, not a curated record.